UCUUGUCAUCACCAACAUGAAGCGACCUUCCUUCUUCUUCCUCUCAUUCCUCCUCUUCUCCUCUUUGCAUUCCUCAAUCACUUCAGCCCAGUCACGUGCUGCGUCACCUGAACCCCCUGCAAAGCCUUCCCCUGCUUCUCCAGCGCUAGCUCCGGCGAAAACAUUACUCCCCACGCUGCCCCAAUCACCUUCUUCCGACGCUUCCGAUUUUUCUUCCGAUGACAUCAUUAAAAUCCUACGAAAAGCGAAAUCUUUCAGUUUCCUGAUCCGAUUACUGAAAACAACCCAGAUAAUCAACCAGAUUAAUUCUCAGCUCAUCACCACAAAGUCUGGGGGAUUGACCAUUCUUGCUCCCAAUGACGGUGCCUUUUCGCAACUCAAAGCAGGGUUCCUGAAUUCUCUGGACGACAACCAGAAGAUCGAACUCUUGCAGUCCCACGUGUUCUCCACUUACGUGUCGAGCUCCAACUUUGAUUCUCUGACGAACCAUGUUCGGACGCUGGCCGAAGACAGCCCCACGAGGUUGCAGUUGAACGUGACAGCUUACGGGAGCAGUGUGAAUAUUUCGACGGGUGUGGUGAAUGCCACGAUCACCGGCGUUGUGUAUUCCGAUAAGCAGCUUGCGAUUUAUCAUGUGGACAAGGUGCUUCUUCCUUUAGACUUCUUUCAGCCAAAGCCACCAGCUCUGGCGCCGGCUUUGGCGAAGGCACCUAAAGCCAGUAAAGAUGAAUCUUCGGAAGAAGAUGGGGUUCAGACAACCAAGCACAACUCCGUUGCCGUCAGUGUUCAAGGAACAUCCAUGGUUUCCGUUGGAGUUGCUUUAGUUGCGGUAGCGUCGAUGUUGUCCUGAAAAAUACUCGUGUCCAGAAGCUACCUUUAAAUCUAGUUGCUUGAUUUUCUUAUCUUAUGGUAUUUAUCUCGUGUGAUUUCAACAGCAAUCGCAUAGGAUUGAUGUGAUUUUGUUUGCGGUUUCAAACCGUUGAGA
Molecule: messenger RNA, 985 nt
Organism: Prosopis cineraria
Lineage: Eukaryota; Viridiplantae; Streptophyta; Magnoliopsida; Fabales; Fabaceae
Product: fasciclin-like arabinogalactan protein 12
Exons: 1
Coding region: 17-850 (277 amino acids)
Source: RefSeq, a predicted model, not a curated record